Molecule: messenger RNA, 1530 nt
Organism: Indicator indicator
Lineage: Eukaryota; Metazoa; Chordata; Aves; Piciformes; Indicatoridae
Gene: ZC2HC1C
Product: zinc finger C2HC-type containing 1C
Exons: 2
Coding region: 58-1530 (490 amino acids)
Source: RefSeq, a predicted model, not a curated record
GAUAAGAUAGUCUGUAAUGACUUCACUUCUGACCUCAGGCUCUUUCUCAGGCACUGAAUGGCUUUGUUUCUACCAGCAGAUUCUGUGGUGGCAACUGCUAAGCUUGUUCCCAGUUCCCAGCUGGAGCACCAGAGCAACUUUCAUCAUGAACUCAUAUCUGACAAAGAGGAAAUUUUAAAAGAUCUCUAUGCUCAAAAGAGCCGAAGCUAUUCCUAUUCUCAAUCUGCAGAAAGCAGUCAAUACGGCUGCAGGCAUGGAGUCUCCUGUUCAGAUGGACUGCAGAGUAAGUAUCUCACAAGCCAGACCAAGACUCUGCCAGUUAAAUUAGUGGCCACACAGAAAGAAGGAGUGGACCGUGCUUAUCCUCUGAAACCAAUUCCUCACAAGGGUGUGAGUAUUCUAGUGUUUAACACAGCACAGCUCAGAAGUUCCCCAGGUAUGGAGGAAGUUCCAAAUGGUACUCCUAGCUCAAUGAGCAAAGGGAAGCCUCCAGCAGGGAGGUCUCAGCUAGAUGCAGAGCUCUUUCCUUGGACAGCAGAGUCUAAAAAAUCAGCCUCCAACCUGUACAGGAGAGAGCAGGCCUACAUCCUAAAGUUGGAGGCAGAUGGACGGAACCUGGAAGAGGAAAUUCGAAAGAAAGAGGCCUUCCUCAGAGAGAGACUGAGGAAAACAAAGGAGGAGCUUAGGAGGAUUCAAAGAGAGAAGGAGCUUGUCGAGGCAGAGGAAAGAAGAGACAGAGGGGCAGGGAGGACCCAUGAGCAAAGGGCCACAAGGCACCCUGAAGAGAAAACGUUCAGAGCUGCAGUCACGCCCAGCAAUGGGGCCUUUCCUGAGAUACAGUCUGCAGAGGCCACUGUCCCCAAGCCUGGCACCACCCUCCAACCCCAAGAGCUGGCUAUGGGGAAACUCAAGAAGGAGUGGCUGGUGGCCAGCAACAGCAAAAUUCAAGACCACAUACCUAUGAAGCCUUUAGCCUCUUGUUCAAAGCUGGCCCCAAAAUGUAGCCCUUCUCCCUCUGCCCUCUCAGACCAAGAUCCUGGUGGCCACCCGUCUCCAGAGGUGCUGUACAUGCAGCCUGCCAGCGCUGUGGAGCACAGGGACCUUGGACAAUGCAGCUUUUGCAGACGUACGUUUCUCUGUGCCAGGCUUGAGAAGCACAUGAGUAUCUGCAGCAAGAGCCAAGGCUCCAGGAGGAAAGUGUUUGAUUCCAGAAAGGCCAGAGCUAGGGGCACAGAACUGGAACAGUAUCAGCAGAGCUCAGAGAGGUCUCAGAAUGAACCAUCUAGAAAGAAUGACUGGAGACAGAAACAUGAGAUUUUCAUCCAGACCUUGCGCCAGACCCGCCAGGUGCAACAAGUCCUCUCCAGGGGAGGAAAGGUGUCUGACCUGCCCCCGUUGCCUCCCAUUGAAAAUCCAGACUACGUUGCCUGUCCCUACUGCAGCCGCCAAUUUGCUCCCCAAGCAGCUGAGAGACAUAUUCCCAAAUGCAAAAACAUCAAGAACAGGCCCCCACCACCCAGGAGGCGCUGA